Messenger RNA from Haliotis rufescens (red abalone), 953 nucleotides. RefSeq lists its product as uncharacterized. The coding region runs from base 48 to 839 and encodes 263 amino acids. The record is from RefSeq and is a predicted model, not a curated record. NCBI's taxonomy places the organism in Eukaryota, Metazoa, Mollusca, Gastropoda, Lepetellida, Haliotidae. The transcript has 4 exons.
AACCUGUCUGUCAUACCAUGUGAUCUCGCUGGGCCCACACUGCCGGGAUGAAUCCUGCAUCUAAGCAUGGAUACCAAGUUGGUAACAAGCUCCAUCAGGAUGUCCAUUUGUACCAAGGCACAUCUUUAGGACAUCGGCACCGCCUGCUUGGGAUUCUGAAGGUGUUGUCUGUCAUCAACAUCCUCCUGGGCCUCAUCACCACAGCGCUUGGGGGAGUACUGGUUGCCCUGGCUUUGGAUAGACCACGAUUUACAUUUUCUACGGGGCUGCCUCUUAUGACGGGUGUACUGAAGUUAAUCGGGUCAAUCAUUCUGUGCUUUAUAUCCGUGGGAGCUUCAAAAUUCAGAAACUACACCUCACCACAACUAUGCAAGUGGCAGUGUGCCAUGAUGUAUUUCUGCUACGCCGGUGUCCUUAUUCUUGGAACCUUAAACUUGGUGUUAACCUUCAGUGAAACUGACAUCCAGCUAUCUUUAAUCCAUGAUGAUAGCCGUGUACCUAUGUUCCCCUUAGGAAUAGCCUCGGCAACUCUUGUUGCUGUGGACCUUCUUGGGGGCAUUUGCGUGGCGAUAGUUUGUGUCUUCAAGCAUCAAAGUGACCCAGGGUUUCAUGCCAAGUACAGUCCUUCGAUUCAGCACAACGAACAUAUUGAAAGAGAAGUGAACUACCGUUUGAUGAUUCUACGGCAGAUGCUACCAAGACAUUCUGUGGGACACGUGUCAUUAACGCCUCAUAGCAGCGUGGGGUCAUCUCGUUCCGUGCACAAACAGGAUACAGUGACGCAUGUGGACAGAAAAGGAUAUUAUGUGUGGGACGCCCUUCCUACUCUGGACUAUUAAUAGUUGGUUGGUUGGUUGGUUUGUUGUUUACCGCUGCACUCAACAAUAUUCCAGCUUUAUGACGGCGGUCUGUAAAUAAUCGAGUUUGGACCAGACAAUCCAGUGAUUAAUAAC